AAAGCUGGUUUACUGGGUCGAAUACAGUGUUCAACAAACAUGACCGUUGACGAAGGCGGCCAACGCUUUGUGCUGCCCACCGUAGCAGAUAACCCGAAUGGGUGGGGCCCGUCGACCAUUCCAGAGGAACUCUCACAGGUUCCGUAUGCACCAUACUCAAAAUCCGAUCGUCUGGGAAAGAUUGCAGACUGGACCGCACCAGCUGGCAGUGACGGAUAUGGAUACGACAGACGCUUUGGGGGAGAUGGCGACCGCAGACGUCGCUUUGGUCCUGCGCAAGAAUCCUUUGGAAGCGGUCUUUCGUCCAUGUUUGCAUACACGGUGGCCGCCGACGACGAAGCCACUUUCUCAGUCGUGGACCGUCAGAGCACUACCCAGAAAAAGCCAGGGUUCAAAACUCAACGGGGCGCGAGAGCAGGUGGACGAGGCGGUGGUGCGUGGCAAUCUAGGACUGGCAGUCAGGCUGGUGGUGCCAGGAGGGAUGACAGACGAGGCCAGCAGGGACCCCGGAGGCGUUAUGGUGGCUAUAAUGAUAAGCCAACCAGGAUCAGGGAUGCGAGUGUCCAAGUCGGUCCGGAGUGGAAGGUUAUUGAAGAACUAGAUUUUCCGCGAAUGAACAAACUGUACUACGAAGUGGAAGAACCUGAGGACCUAUCGGGUCACGGUGUUUUCAACUACUACGAUAAAACAUUUGAUCGCAUCAAUACCAAGCAGGAAAAACCUUUGCAGCAGAUUGAUCGCAACUUCCUCAACGUAACCGCCAGCGAUGACCCGGUUCUUGUCAGUCAUGCGAAGAGGGCAUCAGAAGGGGUCACUGUUUACUCCACGGACAACGUCUUAGCUACAUUGAUGUGUGCUACCCGCGCUGUGUAUUCGUGGGAUAUCAUCGUCAAUAAGCAGGACAACAAGCUGUUCUUUGACAAGCGUGACGGUGGAGCUUUCGAUUUUGUGAGUGUGAAUGAAAAUGCAGCUGACCCGCCGAUGGAUGGAGCCGACAAGGACAAUAUCAACACACCUCAAGCGCUGGCCAUGGAGGCGACGUACAUCAACCGCAAUUUCUCUCAGCAAGCGCUUAGAGACAACGAAAAGGUUGUAAUGCCACAGCGUAACCCGUUCGACGAGAACAGCCAAUCUGAACCAACCCCAUCCCUUGCUUACCGAUACCGACAAUGGAGUCUUGGGGACGGCAUCAGCCUUGUCGCUCGUACCCAAAUCGAUGCCGCCCUGCAUCAACCUGGCGCCAAUUCCCAACAGCCCACCGGUGUCCUGAAGCCCAAGAGCUCAGCGCACCCACCCACUGACACUUACUUCGUGAACGUGAAGGCAUUGAACGAGUUCGACUCCCGCGCUCCGGGAAGCGGUGGUGCCCCUGAUUGGAGGCAGAAGCUUGACUCUCAACGUGGAGCUGUAAUGGCCACUGAGAUCAAGAACAAUGGGAACAAAUUGGCACGGUGGGCUAUGGAAAGCAUUCUGUCUGGUGCGGAUCAGCUCCGUCUUGGAUUUGUGUCAAGAGUAAAUCCGAAGGAUCGUAACAGGCAUACGAUUUUGGGAACAAGCGCAUUCAAGCCUCGCGAUUUAACCAGUCAAAUGAACUUCAACGUUGGUAAUGGAUGGGGUAUCUUGAAAAUGUUUGUGGAUUUAUGUGUAAAUACCCUGGAAGAUGGAAAAUACGUUCUUGUAAAAGAUCCAAACAAGCCCUUGCUUCGAUUGUACUCGGUUCCAGAUGACACGUUUGAGGCAGAAGAAGACGUGCCUGAAAACGUUAGUGAGGCAGUGGAGGAUCAGGACCAGUAGUGCUGCAAUAUCUACUUUUGCAUAUUUUUCAAUAUAAAUAAAAAUCCGGCACAAAAUACUUAUUUCAAUUACGCGGGAACGAUACAAGAAAAUACAUAUGUUGCGUCACCCAAA
Messenger RNA from Spizellomyces punctatus DAOM BR117, 1908 nucleotides. RefSeq lists its product as uncharacterized. Gene Ontology annotation, biological process: translational initiation. Gene Ontology annotation, molecular function: translation initiation factor activity. Gene Ontology annotation, cellular component: cytoplasm; eukaryotic translation initiation factor 3 complex. The transcript is spliced from 3 exons. NCBI's taxonomy places the organism in Eukaryota, Fungi, Chytridiomycota, Chytridiomycetes, Spizellomycetales, Spizellomycetaceae. Bases 40 to 1794 code for a protein of 584 amino acids. The record is from RefSeq and is a predicted model, not a curated record.